AUGGCAGAAUGUUUGGUAAACAGCAAAGAAGACCUGCUACAGUCUGCUGCUAAUGCAAAAGGAUUUAACAAAAAUGGACUUGAGAGUGCUCAUAAAUUCCGAACAAGACCAGUCAACGAGAAAGAAGAAACCCUACUCCAAAUUGCUUUUUAUUGGAACACUUUUACUGUUUAUGAGAAAUUCGCUAUAGAAUUUCAUCUUUUUUAUUUUGAGCAUAAUUUCGAAUUGUUUAAAAAAAAAGGAACCAUGGCAACGAAAAAAGACAAAGUUUUGGAGUGGGAGAUUGUACCGCCCAAAAAGUGGUUGAAAGACCGUGAAGAUAGGACGGUGGUAUUGAAAACCUACUCCAAGUCACUCGACACCAUCGCCCUAUUCGAAAAGACGUUACCCCUCGCCCCACUGCUUGUACCAAAGUUAGAUUCUCUAUGUGAGGUUAUAUUUCUUCGGUCCCUGAGUCGACCUGUGAAGUAUGGAAUUUAUGAAGUAGUUGGCAAGAACUGGUCAUGUAUUGAUGCAGCUAUUAAGAUGGCUAUUCGACGAUGUGACUCAUGUGGCGAACAUCAAAACAAGCCAUCCAAGCCUGUGGUUCACCCAUGCAUGCUAUCAGAGAAACGAUGGAGCCGCUUACACAUGGCUCUUGCCAUCAACUUCAUGGGUACAAACUGGCUAGUGAUCACAGACACUUCCUCACGAUAUCCAUCAAUUCAUUCAACGUCAUCAUGUCCACUAGAUCUGCUGGAUGAGGUUAUCACUAAUUUCCGAUAUCUUCACACGCUGGUCACAGAUAAUGCAUCAACUUUCUUUUCUGAAGAAGUUCAGAGCUGGGGCAAAGAACAUGGGACCACACACCUAACAGGUGCACCAUACUAUCCAACUUUUAACGGAUCAGCAGAACGUUUAGUGCAAUUAUUCAAGCAAGCUCUGAGAAAAUCUUCUCUGCCCCUAAAACAAGCUCUUCAGGAGUUUUUAAUGCAGUACCAGAGAACGCUGACAUCCUGUGGACUCUCUCCAGGCGAACUCUUGAUGUCCCGGCAGAUUCGGACUAGGAGUGGCUCUCUUCUGCCCCCUCCAGAACACACAGCUCAGGACAAACAAAUCCAAGGUGUCAUCAAAGGCGGAGAUGACAAGUGA
This is a messenger RNA of Octopus sinensis (East Asian common octopus), 1131 nucleotides long. RefSeq lists its product as uncharacterized. Bases 1 to 1131 code for a protein of 376 amino acids. The transcript is spliced from 4 exons. Gene Ontology annotation, biological process: DNA integration. Gene Ontology annotation, molecular function: nucleic acid binding. NCBI's taxonomy places the organism in Eukaryota, Metazoa, Mollusca, Cephalopoda, Octopoda, Octopodidae. The record is from RefSeq and is a predicted model, not a curated record.